Molecule: messenger RNA, 2949 nt
Organism: Saccostrea cuccullata (small rock oyster)
Lineage: Eukaryota; Metazoa; Mollusca; Bivalvia; Ostreida; Ostreidae
Exons: 5
Coding region: 1-2949 (982 amino acids)
Biological process (GO): protein localization to ciliary inversin compartment
Cellular component (GO): ciliary inversin compartment
Molecular function (GO): protein binding
Source: RefSeq, a predicted model, not a curated record
AUGGUGUCAUGUCUUUGUGAGAAUGAUAUUUUUGAAAAAGAGUUCAAACGAUGGAAAGAGGAGGAUGAGGUUUACAGUGAAAGCCACGGCUUCCCUGCAAUGUUGGAUCAAGUCAGAAAACAACCUUAUAUGACAUUUGUUGGUGUCCCAGGAUCUGGGAAAUCAGCAACGAUUCAUCACAUAGCCCUGAUACUCCUGAAGGAAGAGUAUAAGGUUGUACCUAUUAUAGACAUCAGGAAGAUUGAAGAUUAUUCUGACUCUCGUUAUCCACAGGUUUUUGUCAUUAAUGAUGUGGUAGGUGUUUUAGGUCUGCAAAAACAAAAGUUAGAGACAUUGACAGACUAUGAAAAAAGAAUUUCAAAUCCGUCCAAUAGAAAUUCAAAGGUAUUAAUGUCAUGUAGGGAAGCCGUGUUUAAUGAAUGUUACAAAUCAUUUUUCUCAAAUGAAAAUAACACAAUUAAGAUGCAUAUUUCCGAAAAUAUAUUGAACGAUGAAGAUAAGAAAGCGAUCCUUCAGAAACACGGCAUAGAUAGAGAGUUGUUGACUCCUGCAUUACUGGGGGACACAUUGGAUAUGUUUCCUCUGCUGUGUAAACUAUAUUCAAAAGAGGAGAAAUUUAGAAAAAAUGUUGAAAGGGUCUUUACCUGUCCAGCCGGAUGUAUUUUAAGUCAAUUUGAUGAAAUGCAAGGGCGAAAUAGAUUAUGCUAUGCUACAUUGGUUUUGUGCAUGUUAAAUGACAAUAAACUAUCACAAGAAACAUUGAAAAACACAGGAAAUGGUGAUUUUUGCGAAAUGAAAUCGAAAGUAUCAGAAAAAUGUAAAAUUGAAAAAGACACUGAUGCAUAUAAAUUUGAAGAAGCGUUGGGAGUGAUGGAGGGUACAUAUACGAAACUCUGUGGUGCUGAGUAUACAUUUAUUCACGACUCUGUGUUUGAAAUUCUUGCAUAUCAUUUUGGUUCUCAGUUUCCAGAAUUGUUUAUAAAAUAUAUCAGCAGUAGUUACAUUGCUAGUAAAUUGAAAAUACAAGAAUUCCAGGACUCAUUUGAUCUCUGCAUAAGGUUAAGAGAGGAUCAGUACUUUAUGUUAGCGGAGCGUUUGUACAGAGAUAUAGAAAAUAUGGAGCUGCAUGAUGUUUUUAUGAAUGAUGUUUUGAAACACCCAAGAGUUUGUCAGGUUUUUAUUGAGGUGUUAGAGACAAAGUCGUACAUAGAGUUGAAGUCUUUAUUUCUGUCAGAACAGAAAGAUGUGUCUAAGGUAGUGAGUAAAGGAAAACGUGUGAGGGAGGAGAUUGAGAAGAGGGAUGAGAGGAGCAGGGAAUGGCACAGACAGGAGGUGUUGGUGAAUGAGAAAAAACAUUAUAGAGAAACAACAUACAGUGUGAGGGUUAUCAGUUGGGUGGUUUACUACGGACACAAUAAGAUCUUACAAUAUAUUUUAAAACAAACUGAAUUAAACAAAGAAACAGAGACUGAACUAUUUUGGCGUUCCUUUAGCCCCAGGUUAAAAUAUGAAGCAAAAAAAGGGGAAAAUAACAUUGAAAAAAGUAUUGCAACAGUCAAAUUAUCUUUAUCAAACUUCAUUUGUGAUGCAACAAAUCAAAAACAGGAAAAUAGUCAUGGUGAUUUAGACACUGUAAGAAUAUUAAUCAAGUAUGUCGAUAUAAAAAUGACAAACAAAAACAUCCAAUAUUUGUUUAACGAUACACCACUGACAGCAGCAUGUAGAGGUGGACAUAUGAGUGUAAUGAAGGAGCUUAUAGAAGCCGGAGCUGGUAUCAAUCAACAAGGUAAGUAUGAUACACCAUUGACAGCAGCAUGUGAGGGUGGAUAUAUGAGUGUAGUGAAGGAGCUUAUAGAAGCCGGAGCUGAUAUCAAUCCUAAAGGUACGUAUCAUACACCACUGACAGCAGCAUGUGAAGGUGGACAUCUGAGUGUAGUGAAGGAGCUUAUAGAAGCUGGAGCUGAUAUCAAUCCAAAAGGUGAGUUUGAUACACCAUUGACAGCAGCAUGUAAGGGUGGCCAUAUAAGUUUAGUGAAGGAGCUUAUAGAAGCCGGAGCUGAUAUCAAUCAAAAAAGUGAGUUUGGUACACCAUUUACAACAGCAUGUAAGGGUGGACAUACGAGUGUAGUGAAGGAGCUUAUAGAAGCUGGAGCUGAUAUUAAUCUACAAGGUAGGUAUGAUACACCACUGACAGCAGCAUCUAAGGGAGGACAUAUGAGUGUAGUGAAGGAGCUUAUAGAAGCCGGAGCUGAUAUCAAUCCUAAAGGUAUGAUUGAUAAACCGCUGACAGCAGCAUGUGAAGGUGGCCAUAUAAGUUUAGUGAAGGAGCUUAUAGAAGCCGGAGCUGAUAUCAAUCCUAAAGGUACGUUUGAUACACCGCUGACAGCAGCAUAUCAGGGUGGACAUAUGAGUGUAGUGAAGGAGCUUAUAGAAGCCGGAGCUGAUAUCAAUCCUAAAGGUAUGUUUCAUACACCGCUGACUGAAGCAUCUAAAGGUGGUUAUAUGAGUGUAGUGAAGGAGCUUAUAGAAACAAGAGCUGAUAUCAAUCCUAAAGGUACGUAUGAUACACCGCUGAGAGCAGCAUGUAAGGGUGGUUAUUUGAGUGUAGUGAAGGAGCUUAUAGAAGCCGGAGCUGAUAUCAAUCCUAAAGCAGCAUGUGAGUGUGGCCAUAUAAGUUUAGAGAAGGAGCUUAUAGAAGCCGGAGCUGAUAUCAAUCCUAAAGGUACGUAUGAUACACCGCUGAGAGCAGCAUGUAAGGGUGGUUAUUUGAGUGUAGUGAAGGAGCUUAUAGAAGCCGGAGCUGAUAUCAAUCAAACAGGUAAAUUUGAUACACCACUGACAGCGGCACGUACGGGUGGACAUAUGAGUUUAGUGAAUGAGUUACUAGAAGCUGGAGCAGAUAACUUUCAAGAUAAGUCUAAAACACCAUUAUGCUGUUGUCAAUGCUGA